UCCCCCUUGGCUGAUGCAAUGUUGCCUCAUUAGGGACUCUAAACGCCAGUUUGACUUUGAGUAUAAAUAGAAGGUCACAACUCUAGGGGUAGCUGUGCGGAAGAAGGAGACAGCAAAUAGGAGACAGCAGGAGGGGCUUUUCCAGGGAGCUCUUUACUGUGGGCCUCGGGCUGAAGGACAGAGAGCAGGCACGCCAGAAGGGACGCUGGGGUUGACACCCACGGUCUCCUUUCGCCCCGCUCAUUAAUUUAGCCCGUGCCUUUCAGCCGCAUGAUGCGGUAAAAAAGACCUCCUGCCACGGCGAGAUGUCUGCUUUGCACAGAGGCCUGGAUUCUGCCCUUUCCUCCUCAGGAGUUCAAACGAGUCACUUCUCUCACACCGUAGAACUUUUGGGUGCAGCAAGGCAAACGCGUUCAGAUGUUUUCGUGUCUUGGGACGUUAUGGGAGGUAGGAGGAAUUGAGUUCCCGGACCUCAGGUGCAGUGCACAGGUCCACGGCAAAGUCUUUCCUCCUCAGGAUCCGUGGCCAGACCUUCCUUGUCCAUGCUUCUCAAAGUUCAGGCCACAGAUAUUGUUAACAGGAUCAUUCCAGAGCCCCGUUUUUAAAGGUACGGCACACUGGGCCUUACCCAGGAUUCACUGAGUCAGCGUCUCCGGGCAUGGAUCCCAGGAAUCUGCAUUGUAGCCACCUUCCUGGUUUUUGUUUGUUUUUUCCUUUGCACGUUAUUAUGUGAGAAAUAGGGCCAGCUGCCACCAGCUUUUAGUCUUAAUAAGGGCUAAGCUCUUAGCUUAGUAUGGACCCUCUCUCAGUGGCUUAUGGAUUGAGCACUCCUGGGUUCCACUCAUAUUAAAGGACAUUAGGAGAGGGUAGUUUAUCUCAUGAUUUACUCGACAAGCAUGAUUCUGAGGGAGUCAGGCGAAGAGUGUUAGAGGUAUCAAGAAAUUUUUAAUCAAUUGAGUGAGACAGAGACAACAUCUGUACCUUGGCCACCUCUCCCGUAGUGUGUGGGUUUAGUCACUUCUGCUCAUCACACAUCUGAUUAGAAACACAGCCACAACCAGCGAAGCAGUAUUACAAGCUGCUUCUCAGAGGCUCUGGCACUGCCAUUGAUAAUCCAAGCUUUCAGCAAGAGCACACCACAGCCGUUCUGGAGCUUGGGACUCUAAAAUGGCAGAGCAGCUUUCUCCGGGAAAGACGACAGACCAGGUGUGUACCUUCCUCUUCAAAAAGCCUGGUAGACAAAAAGGGGCUGCAGGCUACAGAAAGCGCCCCGUCUGCAACCGGGAGUCUGGAGACGGCAGCAGCAGCAGCAGCAGUGACGAAGGCAGCACAGUGGUUCGCCCAGAAAACAAGCGGGUGAUCCACAAUCCGAUGAUACAGAAGACCCAUGGUGGUGGUAAACAGAGGGUGGCUGCUCUGUUGAGCAGCAAGGAGGAGGAGACCGAGCUCCAGAGCCUUGGCAUGGUGUACAAGUCCACCCGCUCAGCAAAGCCUGUGGGACCAGAGGAUAUGGGGGCGACUGCAGUCUACGAGCUAGACACAGAGAAGGAGCGUGACGCACAAGCCAUCUUUGAGCGCAGCCAGAAGAUCCAGGAAAAGCUAAGGGGCAAGGAAGAUGACAAGAUCUAUCGGGGGAUCAAUAAUUAUAAGAAAUACAUGAAGCCCAAGGAUACGUCUAUGGGCAAUGCUUCCUCCGGGAUGGUGAGGAAGGGCCCCAUCCGAGCUCCCGAGCAUCUUCGUGCCACUGUGCGCUGGGAUUACCAGCCUGACAUUUGUAAGGACUACAAGGAGACUGGCUUUUGUGGCUUUGGAGACAGCUGCAAGUUCCUCCAUGACCGUUCAGAUUACAAGCAUGGGUGGCAGAUCGAACGUGAGCUUGAUGAGGGUCGCUAUGGUGUCUAUGAGGAUGAAAACUAUGAAGUGGCAAGCGAUGAGGAGGAGAUACCAUUCAAGUGUUUCAUUUGUUGCCAGACCUUCCAGAAUCCAGUUGUCACCAAGUGCAGGCAUUAUUUCUGCGAGAGCUGUGCACUGCAGCAUUUCCGCACCACCCCUCGCUGCUAUGUCUGUGACCAGCAGACCAACGGUGUCUUCAAUCCAGCGAAAGAAUUAAUUGCUAAGUUGGAGAAGCAUCGACCUGCAGAAGAGGGUGAUGCUUCCAACUUCCCAGAAGAUCUAGAUGAGAGUCGGAUCCCCAUUACUUAGUUUUCCCAUUAUUCUCAUACCUCAAAAUAAAUAUUUUGUGCUAAGCAACGGAUUUGAAAAUGAGUACAGUAAGAGGGUAGGAAAAAAAAGAGGCCGAGGGACAUGCUAACCAUACUCUUGAAUCAGAACCUUUGCAGUUGCUGUUCCCUGUGUUUCUGGGACACUUCACCCUCAGAAUUCUAUAUGACUCACUCCCUCACAUUCUCCUGGUAUCCAUGCAAAUGUCAUCCAUUUAAGUGAGGACCUCACUGACUGCCUUAUUUAAAAUAGCAACACCAAUCCUGUCCCUAUCACUGUCUAUCCUCCUUCCUCUGUUUUUUCUCCAUAGAAUUUAUCACUGUCUGGUAUAUAUUUACUUGUUAUUUGCUUGUUUCUCUCUCUUCUCACUAGAACAUAAGCCCUAUAAAGAAUUUUGUUUCACUGCUGUGUUUCACUGCCCCGUUUCACUGCUGUGAUCACAAAAUAUCUCCCACCCCAACCCUGCAAAUACUUGACACACAGUAGGUUCUCAAUAUAUUUUUUAAAUGAACGAAUGAAAGAACAAACCAGAAAAAAGAGAUAAAAGGGAACAGCUAACGAAGUAGGAGGAAAACCUGGAGGUAUCUCAGAGGCUAAAACAAAAAAAAGGUUUGGAAAUGGAAUAUGGUCUAAUAUGUUAAAUGCUGCAGAAGGGUCCAGGAAGAUGAUAAAGCAACAAAUGCAUUACAUUUGGCAUUAUGAUAGUAACUGAUGUUGACAAGAGCAGUUUCAGUAUAGUGGUUAGGACAGGAGUCAGAAUUAUUAAGGGUGAGGUGAUACUAGGAGAUAAGGAAGUGGAAAUAGAGGCAGUAGGUAACGAAUUUGAGAAGCUGCUGUGAAGAAAAGUACGAGUAUAAGGCAGUUCAUAAAGAGGAAUAUGAGAUGAAGGAAGGGUGUAUUAUUUGCUCUGGAUUUUUAGUGGGGUAUUGAUUAUCUCCUGCCACAAUAUUGCUGGUUAACAAACAACCAUAAAACCUUAGUGGCAUUCGAUAAUACGCAAUUUGUAUUUCCCUGGCGUGGUUAGCUAGGUGGCUUUGCUUUACGUCUGGAAUUUGGCUGAUGUAGGCUGGCUUCAGCUGGGAUUACUUAAGUAUAUUCCACGUGUCUCUCAUCCUCCACCAGCCUAGUCCAGGCAUGUUCUCCUCGUGACACUGAGCCACAAUACCUAAGUGGAAAUGGGCAAGUUCUCUUGCCAGUUCAGAACCAGGACACUGUCACUUUGUCUUCAUUCUCCUGACUAAAGCAAGCAAGAAGCCAGCUAGAUUCAAAGGAGAAGUAGUCCAGUUACUAUUGCUCUGAUGCAAACUGCCCUAAAACUUAGCAAUGAAAAGUAACCAUUUUAUUACAAUGUCUUUGGGUCAGGAACUCAGACAGGGCACAGUAAGGUUGGCUUUCCUCUGCCCCAUGAUGUCUGAAACCUCAGGUGGUGAGAUUCAAAGACUAGGGACUGGAAUCAUCUGGAGGCAUCUUUACUUGUGUUUGAUAGUGAUACUGGUUGUCAACUAGGACUACAGCUGGAGCUCUUGGCUGGAACACUAGCAUGUGUCUUCUCCAUGUGGGUUAGACUUUCUCACACCAUAACAGAAUUAAUUGCUUCUUUCAUGGCAGCUCAGAACUCUGAAGGCUGAUAACCCAGUGUGUAAAGCAUGAAUCAGGUCUUCUUUUAUUACCUGGUCUCAGAAGUCAAACAGUGUCCCUUCUGAUGUAUUCUCCUGGCCACAAACCAAUUCUCAAGCCUUCUCCAGAUUUAAGGAGAGGAGGAUUAUACUCUACCACUUAAUGGAGGAGUGGUAAAUUUAGGAAAUGGAUGCAGGCACAUUUAUGAGUGGGAGGGGGAAGAAGAAAGGUGCAGUAGUUUACUUUCUAAUAUUAGUUGUACUUCAUUCGGUGUUGCUUGACCCUAUGUAUUCAUUCUACCUGAGAGCAGCCAACACAGACCAGAAGGUUCUUCACCCUACACGGAAAGAAAAUGUAUUUUUAACCUGAGACUGGAGCUCCCAGGAUAAAGAGUUUAUCCAAAUUGACUCCACCUACUCGAUUUUGAAGUUAAGUGCCUGAAGAUUCUUGGGCAUGGCUGCUGAAAAAGCUGCUUUACAUUUAAAAGUCUCAACAGAGAGUAUAAAAGCAAGUGUCAGCAGUCAUGUAUUAUAGGAGUUGGUUCUCAGUGUUUGACUCAGUGAUGCCCAGGGCCUUCUCCUGAGACAUUUCUAGGGUGGCUUUGGUGUCCAGAAACUUCAGUACAGCAACGCUUUACAGACCAUGCUGAUUGCAGAUUAAUUUUGCAAAAACCUAUAAGAUAUUUCAGGUCUUUUGAGUUAUUUGAGUAUUCAAUUUAAUUUUAGCCACAGAUGUUUAUAUAGGAUUUCUCUUAUUUCAUUUGAUAUAUUUAAUCGUAAUGUGCCAUUAUUUCAAAUCACAUAUUGGAUAUGUUAAACCUAAACAUGUGGGAAAUAAAUGAAACUUUUAAAAGUAGA
Messenger RNA from Leopardus geoffroyi (Geoffroy's cat), 4694 nucleotides. RefSeq names its product E3 ubiquitin-protein ligase RNF113A-like. Bases 1168 to 2202 code for a protein of 344 amino acids. Gene Ontology annotation, biological process: snoRNA splicing. The transcript is spliced from 3 exons. Gene Ontology annotation, molecular function: metal ion binding. Gene Ontology annotation, cellular component: U2-type spliceosomal complex. NCBI's taxonomy places the organism in Eukaryota, Metazoa, Chordata, Mammalia, Carnivora, Felidae. The record is from RefSeq and is a predicted model, not a curated record.